AUGGAUGAAUUGAACAUGCGAAAGGCGUGCGCCAAGCUGGUCCCCAAAUUGUUGACGGACGAGCAAAAGGCCAAUCGAGUGUUGAUCGCGAGUGAAUUGAAGGAACGUGUGGAAAUUGAACCUCAUUAUUUAGACUGUGUUAUUACCGGUGACGAAACGUGGACAUUUGAGUACGACCUAGAAACGAAGCGCCAGAGUGCUGAAUGGCACACCUCGGCUUCCCCGAAACCGAAGAAGGCGAAGAUGAGCAAAUCCAAAAUGAAAACAAUGCUCAUCGUCUUUUUCGAAGCCAAGGGUGUGGUCCACAAAGAGUUUCUACCCCAGGGACAGACCGUCAAGGCUCCCUACUACGUGGAUGUUCUAGAAAGAUUAAGGAAAAGGGCCAUCCGCGUGCGAAAAUACAUCGCCGCUAACUAG
Cryptotermes secundus is the source of this 417-nucleotide messenger RNA. RefSeq lists its product as uncharacterized. Lineage: Eukaryota; Metazoa; Arthropoda; Insecta; Blattodea; Kalotermitidae. The record is from RefSeq and is a predicted model, not a curated record. Gene Ontology annotation, molecular function: nucleic acid binding. The transcript has a single exon. Bases 1 to 417 code for a protein of 138 amino acids.